Messenger RNA from Sitodiplosis mosellana (orange wheat blossom midge), 1626 nucleotides. RefSeq names its product zinc finger MYM-type protein 5-like. Lineage: Eukaryota; Metazoa; Arthropoda; Insecta; Diptera; Cecidomyiidae. The annotation marks the transcript as partial. The transcript is spliced from 2 exons. The record is from RefSeq and is a predicted model, not a curated record.
AUGUUAUUCCUCUAAACGGAUAACUUUCAUACAUGAAAGAAACAAUUAUUUUUUGUUUUUCAACAGAAAAAAGAACAGUCAGCUGACUAACUGAAUUUCGAUUCAUUUCGUUCUUUAUUGCUGUUGCAAAUUUCAAUAUAUUCUCGAGAUGUUCGUGUGUAUGGCGAAUGUUUAUCGUACACGAAUUUUUGUGUAAACAUAAUUAAGAGAAUGCACAGCUGAAAUUGGAGCGAGUUCGUUUUGAAUUUUGUAAACAUCAAAAUACGAGUGAGUUGUUCAAUGCACAUUCAAAGUUCGUGGAAUUGAAAUGAUAAAUGAUUUGAUUUGCUGAAUAAUGCUAUUUUGGAGUAUUCAAACAAUAACAGUGGCAGACGGACGACGAAAAAAAAAUUUUAGAACGAAAACACAGCGACACUUUUCAAAAUUGCUUGAAGCAAAUCUGAAGCAUAUUCGCCGUGUCAUUCACGCUGCAGUUUUUGAUCGAUAAAGAUUGGAAUUGAAAGUUGUUCAAGUUGAAAAGUAAAUUGUCAAGCCGAAAUGGACAACGAAGGCGAACCAAAAAAGAAACAAGCUCGCAUUAGUGAUUUAUUUGGGAAAAUCAAAUUGCAAAAUCGUUUUUCAAGUGACACCAAUCAGUCGCAACAAUUAAACACUCAAAGUUCCACUGCAUCAUCUUCAACCAAUAUUGGCAACGUUCCACAAACUGCACCUGUAGUGUCACCUACUUCAGAGCUAAACUGUGCAGAAUCCGAUAAUUCAAACAUUGAUUCAGAAACCACAUCGCAAAAUGCACCAACCGACCUUAUACCAAUUGGCGCUGAUUGGAAAAAACAAGUGUUUUCGCAGAAAGAUUUCCCAAAAAACGAAGAAAGGCGAAGCUUCAAGCCACGCUGGAUUGAAAGUCAUGAAUGGAUUGAGUAUUCCCAUAGUGCUGAUGCUAUAUUUUGUUUCCCUUGUCGUCAAUUUGGAAAAACAACGACGAAAGAUGAUGUUUUUACAAAGGUGGGAUACAAAGGAUGGAAAUUGGCAUUGCAAAAAGGCAAAGGCCUCGAUAGACACAAUCAAUCCUUACAACACAUCCAGAAUAUGAAUUCAUGGAAGGAAAGAGAAGCUCGUCGUAAGAACGCGACAGAAAUUUCAGUCCAAUUAUCAAGCGAUAUCAUCGAAAAACGAAAAUAUUAUGUCAAAUCACUUAUAGGUGUGGUAAAAUUUCUCGCUGCAAAUGAAUUACCGUUUCGAGGUGACUGGGAAGGCAGCACCCACACCGAAAAAGGUGUGUUCACGAAUCUGCUUGAAUACACUUUGCAAAUAUACACGUCACCUGAUGUACAGAACGAGCUGAUUUCUAUUAUGGCGGCAUUGGUACGACAGCAAAUUGUUACAGAAGUCAAUUCGUGCGAUGGUUUCACUCUCUUGGUUGAUGGUACAAAAGACCGAAACAAAAAUGAAAUUAUCUCGAUCGCUGCACGUUAUGUACUUGGUUCAACACCCAAAGAAUCUUUAUUAUCAUUUGAGAAAUCAGAAAGCCUUUGUGCUUAUCCAAUGGCUGAAUUUAUUUUGGCAAAAUUAACUGAUUUCGAAAUGGAUUUAGUGAAACUGCUUAGCCAAUGCUAUGAUGGAGCCAAC